AUGAAAUCUAUGAAAGGUCUCGGUAUGAGCAAGAUGCUCGGAAGCAUUAGAAAGAAAGCAAGCAAUGUUUCGAAUCGAACAUCCGACGGACCCUCCGGAACAUCACCAUCAGGGACGACGCCUGCUGGCUCACCUGAGGCUACAGCUCAUAACAGUGUGAAAGCAUUCUGCGAGUCUGGAGGAAAGUCAAAGCAAGACGAGGUCCUUUUUCUCCCUCCUAUCGUCGACGCCGCCGAGUCUUCUCCCGCCGCUGCCGCAGAAUGCGCGCGCUUGAUCCGCAAAUACCUCUCGAAAGACUACUUUUCAAGACCAUCAUGGCAAUACAAUGCAGUCAUGCUGCUACGCAUCCUGACUGAUAACCCCGGCCCGACCUUCACGCGAAACUUGGACCAGAAAUUCGUUGAUACUGUGCGCUCGCUCCUCAAGCAUUUGAGAGAUCCCAGCGUCCGUCAGAUUGUGAUGGAAACUCUUGAUGACUUCCAGCACUCCAAGGCAUACGAUGAAAACUUAACGUUGCUUACCUCAAUGUGGCAGAAGGAAAAGGAAGAAGCUUACAAGAACUACGGCGGACCACGGCAACCCAUGAUGCCGCCAGGCGGUUACAAUACUUCUCCUCCUGCCCAAAACCCGCACUCCCAAAAUUACUUUGCGAGACACCAUUCAAACAAGCAAUUGCCCGACCCUAUCGAACUCGCCAGCCGACUUGAAGAAGCCCGAACGUCAGCCAAGCUCCUUGAGCAGGUCGUUAUGAAUACACCUCCCGGCGAGAUUCUCGACAAUGAUCUUAUUAAGGAAUUUGCCGAUCGGUGCUCGAGCGCCUCUCGCAGUAUUCAGGGUUACAUGACAUCCGAGAAUCCCACACCCGACAACGAUACAAUGGAGAACCUCAUCGACACCAACGAGCAGUUGCAAACUGCGCUUAACCAACAUAAGCGCGCUGUCCUCAGCGCUCGCAAACAGCUGGGUCUUAACGAGCACACUGACUCCCAAUCGCCGAGUUUAACCCCCCAGUUUCAGCCCCAACAACAGCCGGAGUCUCAGUUCCAGGCCAAUGGAACCAACACUGAUCAUUAUUUCGGCAAUGCGUCUUCCUCAAGUUCUGGUCACAACAACGGCAAAGGCAAAGAGACACAUUCUUACUCACCCCCCUCAGGUCCUCCACCAAAGGCAGGCAAAGGAAGUACAAGCCGGCCCCACGAUGAAUCUGCCGAGAACCCAUUCGCAGACCCUCAACCAAGCGGUCCUGGCCAAACGGCGGCGGCGGCGUACCAGUAUCCUGAGGAACAACGUCUUGCUUCUGAACCCUUCCACCCUGGAUUUAGGCCAACAGAAAGUUAUCUAGGCCGACAGGACAGCGCCAUUGGAAAGGUCCACAUGCACGGCGCUGGCGCAUCGACCCCAUCAGCCCAACCACCUGCACAGCAACGGCUUGACGAGGUUUCGGAUGACGAUGAUAUCUACGAUGCACCCAGCGGCCCUCCGCCCAAAAGUAAGGAGCCCAUGUACCGAUAUUAA
Molecule: messenger RNA, 1515 nt
Organism: Fusarium venenatum
Lineage: Eukaryota; Fungi; Ascomycota; Sordariomycetes; Hypocreales; Nectriaceae
Biological process (GO): protein transport to vacuole involved in ubiquitin-dependent protein catabolic process via the multivesicular body sorting pathway
Molecular function (GO): ubiquitin binding; phosphatidylinositol binding
Source: RefSeq, a predicted model, not a curated record